Molecule: messenger RNA, 1520 nt
Organism: Mobula hypostoma (lesser devil ray)
Lineage: Eukaryota; Metazoa; Chordata; Chondrichthyes; Myliobatiformes; Myliobatidae
Gene: pnocb
Product: prepronociceptin b
Exons: 3
Coding region: 261-953 (230 amino acids)
Biological process (GO): neuropeptide signaling pathway; sensory perception; chemical synaptic transmission
Cellular component (GO): plasma membrane; neuronal cell body; dendrite
Molecular function (GO): opioid receptor binding
Source: RefSeq, a predicted model, not a curated record
GGAAGCUAUUAAAAUGCGGCUGUUCCAGCAAGGUACGCACUCUGCCCGCUGACUGAUCUGUCUGUGCAAGUCAGGGUAUAUCAGGAGGGAGUGAGGUACACGGGCAGUGCUAAACCACACAACCUGAUUCUGGAUUGAAGCGACGGAGCAACUUUGUUGUGUGUUUGUGCGCGCGUAUGUAUGUGUGUGUGUGAGGGUGAGAAGCGGAGCUUGAAGUACCCGGUCCGCCGACACUUUCAGGUGAUCCCAACUGAAUCAAUAUGAAGACUUCUCUAUUGUCUCUCGCAGUGCUCUUCCAUCUAAUUCAUUAUUGCCAGGGAGGCUGUAAGACUGAGUGCCUUACCUGUAACAACCUCUAUCAGCAAGAACAGUUCAGUAUGUUGGUCUGCAAUCUUGAGUGUGAAGGGAAAGUUCCAUCUUCUGUCAUGUGGAAAAACUGCAGAAAAAUCAUCUCUCUGUCUCCAUUGUUACCUCUGAAACUGAGCACAUCUCAAGCUGGCAGUCUGCCUUUUAGCAUUGCUGGUGUCUUUGGGACACUUGGCUUGGGAAGUACUCACAAGUUUCUCCGAGCUGUGGAGAAUAUAUCUCCCAUUGGCAGCAGAGAAGACAUCUAUGAAGAUAAAGCUGAGGCCACAUUUGAGGUGAACAACAGCCCACAAGAUACAGUAAUGGCUUCAGACAAGAAGUCUUAUGACUUCCAAGCAGAGUCACUGGCUUCCAAGCCAAAUGAAAGGGCUAUGAAGAGGAAUCAUGAUAUCAGCAAUUCUGUAGAAGGCGAGAAAAUUUUCCAGAAGAGAUAUGGUAACUUCAUGGGCGUCAGGAAAUCAGCCAAGAAAUGGAGCAAACUGAUGAAACAGAAAAAUCAGAAAAGAUAUAGCAAAUAUCUUAAGCAGUAUCUUAGGCUGACCUCACACUCUACUGAAGACAGAUUACCAGGCAACUUGGCUGCAUAAAUGUAAGAUUGUGAGAUUUGGUUUAGCUAAUGCCUAGGUUAGUUUACAGGGGAGUCAGCCUUAACUCCAGCCAAUGUUAUUUUCAUUGAUGCAUUUGAUACUGACUAAUUUAAUCUGGGAGUAAAAGGAUCGUCACAACUACCACUCAAUAUCAAUUUUCGAAGUCUCCUUUGCUUCUAGAGGAAAAUUAAGAUGAUAGAGUUCAUACCAUUAGCUGUUCAUUUAAAGAACCAUCACAAUCUGAUAAGAUUUUGAGCAGGACAUUGACCAGGAUUUGUGAGGAAAGUGCAUGAAGUGAAAUGGUGGCAAACUCAAGGACAUAAACUCAUCAUUGAUCAGAUCUACCUAUAAAAGUUGAUCCUUUGAACGUUACAAGCUGCUGCUCUGGAAACACAACAGUUGUUUAACUAGACACAUACUCAAUGAAUCUUCACAGAAUCACACACUGAAAUAACACAGAAGGUGUGUUAGUUCUUUGAUUGAGGUAUUUAAUAGUAUCCUUUUAAUAUAAAACUGAGCAAAAAUUUUACUAUUUAAAAAUUUUUAUCAAAUUGUAAGACCGUAAGA